Molecule: messenger RNA, 2257 nt
Organism: Didymella exigua CBS 183.55
Lineage: Eukaryota; Fungi; Ascomycota; Dothideomycetes; Pleosporales; Didymellaceae
Exons: 2
Coding region: 403-2205 (600 amino acids)
Biological process (GO): positive regulation of transcription by RNA polymerase II
Cellular component (GO): nucleus
Molecular function (GO): zinc ion binding; DNA-binding transcription factor activity, RNA polymerase II-specific; transcription cis-regulatory region binding
Source: RefSeq, a predicted model, not a curated record
GCUUUCGUAUUUAUCGUAUCUCGACAGCGUCUCUGGAAUACGCUGUGUGCCGCCCCCUGAGUCCUAGCUCACGCAACUAUACGUUGAAUGCAGAACUAUGCUUUCGUCAUUUCAGGUCUAGGAAGGGGGAGGCAAACGAAAUUGGCGCUAGCAGUACCGUCCAGGAGCGUAGUGCUUAGUCACGGAGGAGCACUGGUCUUGCUGACUGAUUGGACGACAAAAGGUCACACCAUCCACCUGGGAUCACAGUAGGAAAGUCGACUGAAUUGUUCUAGCCGACAGGGGUUCCAUGAGGUUGCUCGAAGCCCGCAGAUAGCUAUUGUUUACCUCACAUAUUCCAGAAACCUGUGGCCUGUAUCCGACUUCUCCUGCCAAUCGAGGGCCGGGGUAUGUCUUACAAGCAUGAAAAGACAGCGUACCAAAUGUUUCACUGGGUGUUGGACUUGUCGAUCGCGGCGAGUCAAGUGCGAUGAAGCAGCACCAGAAUGCGAGCGCUGUCGUCAGAUGGGUGUGACGUGCGAGGGUUAUGGCCUUCGCCUGAGUUGGGUACAAUACGAUCCGCACAACACAGUGGAUCCUGAACAAGAUCAACAUGGCCGCGAACGUUCCAACCAGCCAGAGCUGCGAGCAUCAAGGAGAUCAUUAGCCCCUCACAGUGUCACCUCGUCUCUCGAACGCAUACCUUCUCCAGAGCUAGAUGUUACACUAACUACUCUUGAUGAAUGGCGUCCUGGGAUGUCGUCAGAGGUCGAAGACGGAGCAUUUGGUGUGUUCACUGUGCACACAUCUGCACCGCAACGCUCUCAUACGAAUGCACCCGCUUCUCAAAGCUCCCAUGAUGUCGCAGACACCAUCGACCAAUCUAUACACUUCGUGGUGUCUGCGCCCGAAAUGAACAAGAACGAAGAUGACAUCAUAUUUGUGACCCCGGCUCAGAGUUUCGACGAAACUCACGCAGACUCAAUGACUGCUGCUCAAAGCCCACCAAACUUAUGCGGACAAAAUCGACACGCUCUACCGCGCCAUCUUGAUGCGCUGUCCGCGCCUUCCAAACAGAAACGGCUCAUACACCACUGGAUCACGUUCACCAGCCGCAAGAUCGUGCUAAUCGAUGAACCGCACAACCCCUGUCGUACUAUGAUGCUACCUAUGGCUUUGAAAGGUCUCAUAUCCCAGGCAGAAGGCUCUAAUGCUGACAUAGCCAUCUUCCACGCCCUAUGUGCAUCAGCUGCCUACAACCUAUUCGAGCUAUCUGGUCGAAGCAAUGAGCAAGACCGUGUCCUCGCUCUGUACCACGACAAUGAAGCCGUCCAUCACCUUCGACACAACCUAGCACGAGCAGAUGAGCACCGCGACCAGUCCUUCGCCAUGGCCAUCAUGGCAUGCAUCGCUGUCGAAGCAGUUUCCGGCACCACACAGAGAUGGCGAACACACGUAUCUGGCGGGCUGGCGUAUCUGGCGCAGUUGCAAUCUCAAGGCUUGCCCGAAGUUGCUCUAUCCGCAUUUCGACAACACAUGGUCAAGAUGGCCAUCAUGUGUGGGUUUCAAGUACCGGGCCACCUCAAGGCCUUUCUGGGCGAUGAAAGUGGAGCUUCAGACGGCCUAGAGUUCACAUUCCCUUACUAUGGCGUAUCGAGGUCUUUCCUGCGAGCUCACGACCGCAUCAACAGUCUCUUGAUAAGUUCUUCAGGAGAUAGAACACCCGAGCAGGAGAAGGAGCUGGAUACAUUUGAGCUGCAACUGUACCUCGACUUCCCCGGUACACCUCCACAAGCUGCACCAUCAGCAAUGGCCAACCCCAAGAACAGUGUCGUUAUCCAUCAUACUUCCACAGUCUUCUACUAUGCCGGACUCGUCUUCUUCCAGCGAAGUGUACGAAACGCUCCAGUAGCAGCGGUCCAGGAUCUCGUUCAUCUCGGGCUGCAAGAACUCGAGUCCAUCGAUCAUGUCGGCCAGGGUGCGCUCGGCUGUCUGAUGUUGUGGCCUGUGCUAGUCCUUGGAGCCGAAUGCGGCGGGUCAGCGUUGCAACAGCGCGUGCGAACCUGGUUCCAGGCCCAACGUAAGCUUGGCUUCAGGAACUUGGUCGUCCUGGAAGAUCUUGUGGCAACCGUGUGGCGGACAAGAGCUGUGCCCGGUGCGGACAAAGCCAAUGCGGACUGGCGGCGACUUAUUGCACAAGCUCAAUUCGAUGUUUUUCGGCUCUAGUCUACACAGGUGUAUUGCAGUCCUGCUCUUUUCUAACGCUAUCGCGCCCUCU